Messenger RNA from Xenopus tropicalis (tropical clawed frog), 1085 nucleotides. RefSeq names its product chromosome 2 C3orf52 homolog (gene c2h3orf52). Lineage: Eukaryota; Metazoa; Chordata; Amphibia; Anura; Pipidae. The transcript is spliced from 6 exons. The record is from RefSeq and is a predicted model, not a curated record. Bases 213 to 833 code for a protein of 206 amino acids.
CUGUUUAACUACAGAUACAACAAGGAAAAACCCUGACCACUCCUAGACUUUCGAUUUGAGCAACAGGAGCUCUGAAAAUCAAGGGAACUGGCAUUUUGAUCGUCUUUAAAAAAUGUAUUUAGCCCAGACCAGAAUAACUUGAAAUCAUUUUUUAUAUAUAUAUUUUUGUACGUUAACUGAAAUUUGGAUCUACCUGUGUUUUGAAUUUAAUAAUGUCCGGAAACACUCCAGAGCACAUACCUAUUGAUUCCUUAAACGGGAAUGAUCCAGAAGUGAACCAGCCUUUCCUUGGUACUAGUACGGAGCAAAAGAAAACAAAAUGGAUUGGAGAAAUAUGGAAGAAAUAUAAACUACUCAUUAAAAUUAUUGGCAUUUUUCUCUUGCUCGUUCUAGUAGCAAUAAUUAGUCUCGUUGCCUACACAAAGCAUUAUGUUGACGAAGAUGAAUACCCUGAUGUAGCGUUAAAUAUGGAAAAAAGCAUGUACACAUUCACAGGAUCGCUCACCAUUAAAGACAGUUGUGUGCUGGAUACACUGGGAAUAAAUAAAGAAACUCUUCAACAAAGGAUUGAAAAAGUAUAUUCAGUGUCUCCUGCCUUACACCCCUAUUUUGUUUCUGCAGAAGUCAACGACUUGUUUGUUGGAGAAAACACUUCAGCAAUUUUAAGGCUCAACUUCUCCAUGCCUUCUGCAAACCAGCAUGAAAGGAAGUAUAAAAUGAGUAAAGAAUUUGUAGGAGGUAUUUUACGACAGGAUAUCAAUGAUUUAGAAAAAUCACAAUGUCAGAACUCCAGCGUUUUUCUGGAUCCACUUCAUGUAACAUCAACACAUUAACAUUCACAUAAAGGAUGCCACUUUUUGGAAUGAAUUCACAUAAUUGCUUACUAAACCCACAAUGAGGCACUAAGGCAGAAGAUGGCAAAGAGGCCAGUGUUUAUUGGAAAAUGCUCCCCAAUUUAUCUUCAUUGAAAAAGAUGCCUCCAAUACACUGAUGCAUAUUAGGAAGGAAUGAAAAGAAAAAUUCUCUUGCCACCAGUUAUUGUACAUAGACAUGUUGUAAAUUAAAUAAAUGUACUUUUUCAUACA